Molecule: messenger RNA, 972 nt
Organism: Rhipicephalus sanguineus (brown dog tick)
Lineage: Eukaryota; Metazoa; Arthropoda; Arachnida; Ixodida; Ixodidae
Product: protein Wnt-8a
Exons: 7
Coding region: 1-972 (323 amino acids)
Biological process (GO): neuron differentiation; cell fate commitment; canonical Wnt signaling pathway
Cellular component (GO): extracellular region
Molecular function (GO): frizzled binding; cytokine activity
Source: RefSeq, a predicted model, not a curated record
AUGGAAGUCAUAACGUACGUGCUCUCGAUACCCUUCAUGUUCCUCGUGCUCAACAAGACCGCCGCCUGGUCCGUAAAGAACCAUGUGCUCCCUGGAUCAAGGGUCGGGCGCGCGUUGCUGGGAAACAUUGACGACGGCAUGCGGGAGGCGCUAGAUGAAUGCCAGUCCCAGUUCCAGUGGGACCGUUGGACCUGCCCGGAAAGUGCGUUCGACGUCAUCGCCAAUCACGGAAGACUUCCAGCAACCCGUGAGUCUGCGUUCGUCGUUGCCAUGGUUAACGCAGCCAUCACACACAUGUUCGCCAGGAACUGCAGUCGAGGCCUACAAAACUGCAGAUGCGACAAGCGGCCUCGAGCGAUUUCAUACGGUGCAGCAUGGUCCUGGGGUGGCUGCAGCGUGGAUAUCAAGCACGCAGGAAAUUUUUCGCGCCACGUCCUUCUCGACAAGUUUGGAGCCAACAAAGACCUAAACGCCGCAAUGCAUACGCACAACAACAAAGUUGGCACAGCGGCUGUGCGCAAGACGACGCAGCGCACUUGCAAAUGCCACGGCCCCUCGGGCACGUGCACCAUGAAGACUUGCUGGAUGAAGCUGGGCGAAAUGUCGGCCGUCGGACGGAGGCUACGGAAAGCGUAUGACCGGGCCCACCUUGUCCACUCUAACCGCGGCGCACCUAAAUGGCCCGAGGUGAAGAAAGUGCUGGUUUACGCCGUGCCUUCGAGCGACUACUGCCGGCCUAAUCGCAGCCUCGACGUCGGUGGCACCUACGGCCGAGAGUGCUCACGGAGGACCGGUAGGGGUGUGUCCCGGACGGAACGCGACAGCUGCUACAACUUGUGCCAUAGCUGCGGUCAUAACGUCAGGAAGGUUACGUUGAUCACCCCGCACAAGUGCAACUGCCAAUUCCACUGGUGCUGCACCGUCAAGUGUGAAAUCUGUUACGGCAACGUGACGAAGUAUUUGUGCCACUGA